Messenger RNA from Zygosaccharomyces rouxii, 2817 nucleotides. RefSeq names its product snoRNA-binding rRNA-processing protein DIP2 (gene DIP2). NCBI's taxonomy places the organism in Eukaryota, Fungi, Ascomycota, Saccharomycetes, Saccharomycetales, Saccharomycetaceae. The record is from RefSeq and is a predicted model, not a curated record. Gene Ontology annotation, biological process: maturation of SSU-rRNA. Gene Ontology annotation, molecular function: snoRNA binding; protein binding. Bases 1 to 2817 code for a protein of 938 amino acids. The transcript has a single exon. Gene Ontology annotation, cellular component: small-subunit processome; Pwp2p-containing subcomplex of 90S preribosome.
AUGGUGAAAUCGUAUCAACGUUUUGAACAAUCCUCCGUGUUUGGUGUUGUUUCCUCAGGUGAUAACUCUAUUUGGAUACCAGCUGAAAACAAAAGGACUAAUGGUCCUGGUCAAAUCAUUACUGGUGCUUUAGAAAAUGUCAAUAUUUGGGAUAUUAAGACUGGAGAAUUAGUCUCUCAUCUUUCUGAUGGGUUACCACCAGGUGCAAUUGAUGCAAGAACAACUAAACCUGCAGAAGUUACAUAUAUGCAAUACUACAGUGAUACAAGUCUUUUGGCUGUUGGUUAUGCUGAUGGUGUUAUUAAGAUUUGGGAUAUGUUCUCAAAAACGGUUCUUUUGAGUUUCAACGGUCAUAGGUCUGCUGUAACUCAACUUUUAUUCGAUUCCACGGGUACAAGAUUAAUUUCAGGUUCCAGAGACUCGAAUAUCAUCGUCUGGGAUUUAGUAAGUGAAGUAGGCCUUUACAAAUUACGUUCACAUAAGGAUUCCAUUACAGGUCUUUCGCUGCCCGAUGAAAAUUGGUUGAUGAGUGUUUCUAAGGAUGGACUCAUUAAGCUUUGGGAUUUAAAGAUUCAACAGUGUGUAGAAACACAUAUUGCACAUCCGGGUGAAUGUUGGGCCCUUGGUGUUGAUGAAGACGUUGUUGUCACUACAAGUUCAGAUUCUCAAAUAAAAAUUUGGCAUUUGGAUUUAGACGCCGAUGCUGGUGUUAAAGUUACAGAGAAGGGUAUUUUCGAGAAGCAGAGUAAACAAAGAGGUGUAGCAGUUAGUUUUAUUACUGUUUCAGAUGGUACCAAAUUCUUCUAUGUUCAAAAUGCUGAUAAAACCCUAGAAAUUAUUAGGCUGAGGAAAGAAGAAGAGAUAUCAAGAGCUUUAAAGAAAAGAGAGAAAAGGUUCAAGGAAAAAGGAAUGACUGAUGAAGAAAUCCAACAAAAUUUUAAGGAAUCUUAUAUCUCUAUUAUAAUGCACUCAUUCCAAGUCUUGAGGUCAGCGUUCAAAAUCAGAGCUGCUUCAUGGGCUGUCACUACGUCUUCCAAAUUGGAGUUAACAGUUACUACCUCUGGUAAUACAAUUGAGUACUACUCAAUACCGUACGAGAAAAGAGAACCUAAGCAUCCAACACCGAUCAGGGUUCAUUCCAUCGAGUUACAAGGUCACAGGACUGACGUUCGUGCCAUCGAUAUCAGUGAUGAUGGUAAAUUGUUGGCUACUGCUUCUAAUGGUCUAUUGAAGAUUUGGAAUAUUAGAACAAAGACUUGUUUAAGAACUUUUGAAUGUGGAUAUGCAUUGACCUGUAAAUUCUUGCCAGGUGGUGUUCUGGUGAUAGUUGGUACUAGGAGUGGUCAAUUACAAUUGUUUGAUCUUGCAUCUUCAACUAUAUUAGAAAAUAACGAAGAAGCUCACGAUGCCGCAAUCUGGUCUCUUGACAUUACUUCUGAUGGUAGGAGAUUGGUUACAGGAUCAGCAGAUAAAACAGUCAAAUUUUGGAAUUUCAUUGUGGAAGAAAAGAAAGUCCCUGGUACAACCGAUAAGUUGAUCCCUACGAUGAGUCUUCAUCACGAUACUACUUUAGAGAUGAGCGAUGACAUAUUGAGUGUGAAGAUUUCACCAGAGAACAAGUUGUUAGCAGUUUCACUGUUGGAUAACACGGUCAAGGUCUUUUAUUUGGAAACUAUGAAAUUUUUCUUAAGCUUGUACGGUCAUAAAUUACCAGUAUUGUCGAUUGACAUUUCCUUUGAUUCUAAACUUAUCAUCACUUCUUCGGCAGAUAAGAACAUUAAAAUAUGGGGUUUAGAUUUUGGUGAUUGUCAUAAAUCACUUUUCGCCCAUCAAGACUCUAUUAUGAACGUAAAAUUUUUACCAGAAUCCCAUAAUUUCUUCAGUUGUUCUAAAGAUGCAACUGUUAAAUACUGGGACGGUGAUAAAUUUGAAACGAUUCAGAAGCUAGCUGGCCAUCAGAGUGAAGUUUGGGCUUUAGCGGUAGCUAGGAGUGGUACUUGCGUCAUAUCUGUUUCCCAUGACAGCAGUAUAAGAGUUUGGGAAGAAACUGAUGAUCAAGUGUUUUUAGAAGAAGAACGUGAAAGAGAAUUGGAGGAACAAAAUGAAGAAGGUCUACUGACCUCGUUAGAGGAAGGUUCUGGGGAUUCGGCUUUCAAGCAAGAUGAAAAGGAUGAUGAUCAUGAUGAUGCAGUCGAUGUGCAUAAGCAGACCGUGGAGUCCUUAAAGGCUGGUGAAAGAUUAAUGGAAGCAAUUGAUUUGGGGAUCCCAGAGAUAGAGGCAUGGGAAAUUUACGAGAAGGAAUUACAACUUUGGAAGAAGAAGAAACAGGGUGUGGAGCCUGAGAGACCACAAGAUAAUGCUAUUUUGUUGGCCAUUAACAAAAGACCAGAAGAAUAUAUCAUGGACACCUUAGUGAGGAUAAAACCAUCACAAUUAGAAGACGCCUUAUUGACACUUCCUUUUUCAUACGUUUUGAAAUUCUUAAAGUUCCUAGAUACUGUGCUCCAGGACAAGAAAUUACUCCACAAUCAUUUGUCGCUUAUUUGCAAGAACCUAUUCUUCAUAGUUCAAUCAAAUCAUCGGGAAUUAGUGUCUCAAAAGAAUGAAGAACUGAAGCAAAGAAUUACUAGAGUAAAGAACGAACUUAGAGAAGCAUUGAAAAACAACGAAGACGAUCUAGGGUUCAACAUUGAAGGACUAAAAUUCAUUAAACAACAAUGGAACCUCAAGCACAACUAUGAAUUUGUUGAUGAAUUUGACCAAAGGAAGCAAGCAGAGAAAACCGCGAAGAAGAGAGUUUUCGAAACUCUAAGUUAA